Messenger RNA from Danaus chrysippus (African queen), 585 nucleotides. The record is from the annotation of a GenBank genome assembly. Lineage: Eukaryota; Metazoa; Arthropoda; Insecta; Lepidoptera; Nymphalidae.
AUGAGUUUAGAUUUAGAAGAAGCUAACGAAACACAACAACUGAUGCAAAAUGAAGGAGAAGAGGAAGAACAAAAAGUUCAACCCUCAACUUCACCAGUUACAAGUAAUAAGAUGUCAAGUGGAGCCGCAAGUCUCACAUCGAAAAAUCCACAAAACAUAACUAGUGCAGGCAACAGUAGCGUAAAUGAUUCUACAAAAUUGUCCUAUGUUAACGAAAAGAGAUUACAUCGCGACUUUAUGCGGACAAAUACAAAACCAAAACACAUUCCGAAAGAGACGCCAGAUGUGAAGCAUAUGGAGAAAGCGCUCCUUGAACUACUUGACGAUUUUCAUACAGGGAAGCUGAGUGCUUUUGGUACUGGGUGUAGCAUGGAGCAGAUGAUCAAUAUAAGAGACCAGCAAGAGAAUUUGGCACGGCUUCAUUUCAGUUUGUAUGGUGACGCUGAGAAGCCUACCGAAGACAGUUUUGAGAAUAGCUCUAAUGAUAAAAUGGGUCAACUGGUUCAAAGUUUGGAGCAAUUGUCAGCAUCCAUUGAGCUACUCCAAUCUAAUGGGGCGGGAAAUUCAAGUAGUAGUAAAGAAUAA